Messenger RNA from Mandrillus leucophaeus (drill), 5195 nucleotides. It is a transcript of the gene DGKB, whose product is annotated as diacylglycerol kinase, beta 90kDa. The transcript has 26 exons. Gene Ontology annotation, cellular component: plasma membrane. Gene Ontology annotation, molecular function: ATP-dependent diacylglycerol kinase activity; calcium ion binding. Bases 527 to 3010 code for a protein of 827 amino acids. The record is from RefSeq and is a predicted model, not a curated record. Gene Ontology annotation, biological process: lipid phosphorylation; intracellular signal transduction; diacylglycerol metabolic process. NCBI's taxonomy places the organism in Eukaryota, Metazoa, Chordata, Mammalia, Primates, Cercopithecidae.
CUUUCAGCCUCCGCUGUUUUUGAGUUGCAAAUGAUCAGAGAAGGGUGAACUGCAGGCAGCCUGUGUUGCUGCCUGGAAGUAGAUUUCCAUCUUUCAGACACUAGUUCCAAUGGGCCGGGUGUUCUGGAAGGGGGUGGCAGUGGAGAGGAGGAUGCUGUGAGCAGAGUUCUUGAAGCUCCACUCCUCUGGGGAAGCCGAGCUGUGUGGGAGCCUUCUUACUGUGCGGGAAGCGUGUGAAUUGGAAAGGAUCCUGAGAGCUGGCUAGUCCCAGUUCCUCUCCGGAAAAGCAGUGGCUCUCGCUUCAGAGAUGCGCCCAGCUUUCGCCUGCAUCACACUGCAUUCUUUAACACAUUAUUGAAAUUACAAACAUCCAAAGCAGUUUCAUGUGGACAGAUUGCAUAUUUUGAAAGCCUGAGAUAUUUUAUCAUGAAACACGCCAUGUGGAAUCUUUGAAGCAUAGAUCUCUGUGCAGCAGCUGAAUAAAGAAUCUUUCACCUGGUAUGUAACAGAGCUUCUCACCACCACCAUGACAAACCAGGAAAAAUGGGCCCACCUCAGCCCUUCGGAAUUUUCCCAACUUCAGAAAUAUGCUGAGUAUUCUACAAAGAAAUUAAAGGAUGUUCUUGAAGAAUUCCAUGGUAAUGGUGUACUUGCAAAGUAUAAUCCUGAAGGGAAACAAGACAUUCUUAACCAAACAAUAGAUUUUGAAGGUUUCAAACUAUUCAUGAAGACAUUCCUGGAAGCCGAGCUUCCUGAUGAUUUCACUGCACACCUUUUCAUGUCAUUUAGCAACAAGUUUCCUCAUUCUAGUCCAAUGGUAAAAAGUAAACCUGCUCUCCUAUCAGGCGGUCUGAGAAUGAAUAAAGGUGCCAUCACCCCUCCCCGGAAUACUUCUCCUGCAAAUUCAAGUUCCCCAGAAGUAAUCCACCUGAAGGACAUUGUCUGUUACCUGUCUCUGCUUGAAAGAGGAAGACCUGAGGAUAAGCUUGAGUUUAUGUUUCGCCUUUAUGACACGGAUGGGAAUGGCUUCCUGGACAGCUCGGAGCUAGAAAAUAUCAUCAGUCAGAUGAUGCAUGUUGCAGAGUACCUUGAGUGGGAUGUCACUGAGCUUAAUCCAAUCCUCCAUGAAAUGAUGGAAGAAAUUGACUAUGAUCAUGACGGAACCGUGUCUCUGGAGGAGUGGAUUCAAGGAGGAAUGACAACAAUUCCACUUCUUGUGCUCCUGGGCUUAGAAAAUAACGUGAAGGAUGAUGGACAGCACGUGUGGCGACUGAAGCACUUUAACAAACCUGCCUAUUGCAACCUUUGCCUGAACAUGCUGAUUGGUGUGGGGAAGCAGGGCCUCUGCUGUUCCUUCUGCAAGUACACAGUCCAUGAGCGCUGUGUGGCUCGAGCACCGCCCUCUUGCAUCAAGACCUAUGUGAAGUCCAAAAAGAACGCUGAUGUCAUGCACCAUUACUGGGUUGAAGGUAACUGCCCAACCAAGUGUGAUAAGUGCCACAAAACUGUUAAAUGUUACCAGGGCCUGACAGGACUGCAUUGUGUUUGGUGUCAGAUCACACUGCAUAAUAAAUGUGCUUCUCAUCUAAAACCUGAAUGUGACUGUGGACCUUUGAAGGACCAUAUUUUACCACCCACAACAAUCUGUCCAGUGGUACUGCAGACUCUGCCCACUUCAGGAGUUUCUGUUCCUGAGGAAAGACAAUCAACAGUGAAAAAGGAAAAGAGUGGUUCCCAGCAGCCAAACAAAGUGAUCGACAAGAAUAAAAUGCAAAGAGCCAACUCUGUUACUGUAGAUGGACAAGGCCUGCAGAUCACUCCUGUGCCUGGUACUCACCCACUUUUAGUUUUUGUGAACCCCAAAAGUGGUGGAAAACAAGGAGAACGAAUUUACAGAAAAUUUCAGUAUCUACUAAAUCCUCGUCAGGUUUACAGUCUUGCUGGAAAUGGACCAAUGCCAGGGUUAAACUUUUUCCGUGAUGUCCCUGACUUCAGAGUGUUAGCCUGUGGUGGAGACGGAACCGUGGGCUGGGUUUUGGAUUGCAUAGAAAAGGCCAAUGUAGGCAAGCAUCCUCCAGUUGCAAUUCUGCCUCUUGGGACUGGCAAUGAUCUAGCGAGAUGCCUGCGAUGGGGAGGAGGUUAUGAAGGUGAGAAUUUGAUGAAAAUUCUAAAAGACAUUGAAAACAGCACAGAAAUCAUGUUGGACAGGUGGAAGUUUGAAGUCAUACCUAAUGACAAAGAUGAGAAGGGAGACCCAGUGCCUUACAGUAUCAUCAAUAAUUACUUUUCCAUUGGCGUGGAUGCCUCCAUUGCACACAGAUUCCACAUCAUGAGAGAAAAACACCCAGAGAAAUUCAACAGUAGAAUGAAGAAUAAAUUUUGGUAUUUUGAGUUUGGCACAUCUGAAACUUUCUCAGCCACCUGCAAGAAGCUACAUGAAUCUGUAGAAAUAGAAUGUGAUGGAGUACAGAUAGAUUUAAUAAACAUCUCUCUGGAAGGAAUUGCUAUUUUGAAUAUACCAAGCAUGCAUGGAGGAUCCAAUCUUUGGGGAGAGUCUAAGAAAAGACGAAGCCAUCGACGAAUAGAGAAAAAAGGGUCUGACAAAAGGACCACCGUCACAGAUGCCAAAGAGUUGAAGUUUGCAAGUCAAGAUCUCAGUGACCAGCUGCUGGAGGUGGUCGGCUUGGAAGGAGCCAUGGAGAUGGGGCAAAUAUAUACAGGCCUGAAAAGUGCUGGCCGGCGGCUGGCUCAAUGCUCCUGUGUGGUCAUCAGAAUUUUGCCACAUGAGCAACCUGAGUCUGCAGGUUCACUUGAGUCUCUGCAGCUUCCUAGAGCCUACACCUGGAAUUUCUGUGACUGUGACACCGACAAUCCAUGUGGCUUGGAAUUAUUCUCAUCUUUAAUAAAAAUUACACACAAGAACCAAGCUCCGAUGCUGAUGGGCCCUCCUCCAAAAACCGGGUUAUUCUGCUCCCUCGUCAAAAGGACAAGAAACCGAAGCAAGGAAUAAUCUUGUAUUGUUUCAUUCUUAGAAAUUGAAUUAGCAUAAUUGGGCCAUGGAACACAUAUGCUGGAAAUCUGAACCAUUUCAAGUCUCCUGCUCAUACACAAUCAUGGAAGUUGUUUAACAGGUUUUGUUACUAAGCUAAUGUAAAGUUCAGCUAUUAGAAAAUUUAUUGUCUCAGUUUAUAUAGGCAUCUUUGCAUGAAGAAAGCAGCUUACCUGAAGUGAUACUGCAUAUUUUUGUUGCAUGCAUUCCCAUAGAUUUUUACAUCUCCCACCCAUCUCUUCCCCAAUUUCCAUUUACUAACCUGUAAGAAAAACCUGUGAAACAUGAAAAAGGAAAUACCAUGGGAAAUGUGAUUCUCAGUGUGAUUCCAAUGAUUACGAAGCACUAAUCAGUAACGCUACAAUGAUCAUAACUGCAGACUGCUAUACGUUUCCCUUUUAGAAUCAGUGUAUCAAUGACCUAUGACUUGAGGAGAAAUUUUAAUUCAAAGAUUUUAUUAAAUAGUUGACUACAAUACCUUGCUAUAUAUGCAUAGUUUUUCUUCAACAUCUUAACUCUUCUGAGCGGAAAUAAAAAUAUCAGGUAUAAAGUUUUCUUGUGCUGAAAAAUAGAACGCGGUUUUUAUUUUGCUUAGCUUUCUUUUUAAUUCCAGAAAUAAGUGAAAAUAUGUUACUUGACAGUCAAGUGUGGUAAUAUGGCAAGCCUUGUUCCUUUCUGCAUGAGAAUCUAGGAGAGAAUUCAUAACCACACCAAUAACCAAAUAGAUAUUUUAAACUACGUGCCUAAUCAAUGUGUUUCCCACCAAAGAUUCAGAAAAAGAUGCUUGAGAGAAAUGGAUUAAUGCAUAAUUAAUUAAGCAUUGUGGAACAAAUUUAUAGUUCCUGUGAUUAAUUUUGUGAUGACUAAGAUGCUGGAAAGAGAGUGAGUUACCCAUUAAUUAUGAUUAAAAUUCUCACCUUUCACAGACAGACAAUAAGCCAGACAACACAAUGAAAGCUCAAUAGAUGAUUUCUUGCUUUUUUUAGUCAUUUAUAAAUAUAGAUGUAAUUUUUCAUGGAUCAGUUAAGUACACUUGAAGGAAGUAAAUGAUUGUAUCAGUUUAUUUCUAGUAUAAAUUGGUACCUGUAAUAAUACUGAGCUCUUGGAAGGGAAUCAUGCAUGCAAUUAGCUCCCUCCUCCUCACCUACUCCACUCCCAUCUUUAUGACAUUUCAAAUGUUUAUUUGGAAACAACAGCCUAGAUCACUGUUGAAGGUGUUCAUGGCAUAGCUGGAGUCUCUGAUUGUUUUAAAAAAUCAUGGAACAGUACUUUUCUUUUAGUGUUUCAUUAAGCGUAUGUUGUAAAAUGAAAUGCUUUUGAGCAGUCUUGUAAUAUUGUUCAUUCAUAUUGACCUGCAUCUCAUCAUUGCAUGUUUUAUGUUUUCAAACAUGCCAUAAGGAAAAUGAGUGCUUGAACUGCAUGAUUUAUUAGUUUCUCUCCACUCUGCAUUAAAGUGCUAAUGAUUUAUCAGUUCUAUUUUGUUAUUGAUUCAUUCAUCUUUGAAUAACAAAUAGCAUUUAGUGAUUCUGUUGAACACAAUCCUGUGCAUGGAUUUAUGGAUUUCAAGUGAAAUUGCUAUAAUUUUAGUUCUUUGGUUUGAAAACUCAACUGAAUGCUGUUAUAUCAAAUAGCUGCUCUCAAGCACUGUGCUAUAAUGGAAGAUUACGUACAAAGUGUAUUCUUUUAGUGUUCCUGGAACAUUGGAUGGUAAAUAUCAGUCAACAAUAAGCUUAAUUACUUUAAAAAUAAAAGCUUUUGAAUAAAAUUAAGACAUAAUUUAGCAUUCCCAGGAAAAUUAUGAUUACAAUUGCAAAUUUAGUACAGCAAUCACUUGCCCUGGUAUAAUAAAAAAUUGUUUGGCAGAACAGUAAUCUAGACCAAAAGAAAUCUCAAAACAGUAACAAGUACAUUACCGACAUAAUGUUACACAACACACACAUUGAUUUUUUGUAUCUAUGGUUACAGGUAAUAAAUAUUUUCACAUGAAUUGACAAAAUUUUCUACAAUGGGCAGGCAGGCUUUGUGUCAAAAACAUAUUUUGAAGCCACAAAUUAUUUUAUGUUCGCUACAACAUACAAUUACUUCUUGGCUACCUUUUAUAGUAUAUAGUUUGAAGGCAGCAACAGUUUGUGAAUCAUUCUUAACA